Messenger RNA from Lytechinus variegatus (green sea urchin), 3257 nucleotides. Its product is annotated as histone deacetylase 8-like. Gene Ontology annotation, molecular function: histone deacetylase activity. The transcript has 11 exons. NCBI's taxonomy places the organism in Eukaryota, Metazoa, Echinodermata, Echinoidea, Temnopleuroida, Toxopneustidae. Bases 83 to 1903 code for a protein of 606 amino acids. The record is from RefSeq and is a predicted model, not a curated record.
AAUGUUGUAAAUGAUGUUAAUGGCAAACCACAACAACAUUGUGCAUCUUAUUUGAUGUUAAUAAGCAUCUGCCUGAAGAAACAUGAAUGAUGAAGGUCCAUCAGAUUCCGAGAACGGUUUUGACGCAAGAAAUCAAGGUAACAAAAAUGAGUCCCCACCAAGACUACAGACAGCAGGAAUCUUUGGGAAUGUGCAAAGGCUUCAUCCAACCCAUCCUGAGAAUCUCCUGAGACUCCAGCCAGCGAGACCGUCAGACAACGCUCCUCGGCUUCAGUCAGCAAGAUCUUUGGACAAUGCUCCAAGGUUCCAAGUAGCAAGAUCAUCAGAGAAUACUCCAAGGUUCCAACUUGCAAGAUCGUCAGAGAAUGUCCCCCGGCCUCAAGCAGCAAAAUCUACAGAGAAUGCUCCUCGACCUCAAAUGUCAAGACCUUCAGAGAAUUUACAAAGGCCACAGACAAUCUGGCCCUCUGAGAAUGUUCCUAGACUUCAGUCAGGUCAACCAACAGAGAAUGUUCCAAGACUGCAGCCAGUAAGGCCUUCAGAGAAUGUUCCUCCAGAAAUCAGUGUCUAUGACUGUAACAGUGAGGAAGAGGAUGAGGCUGUCCAACCCCCUCCUUCUAGGAAGCGGGCAGCUCUUUCCCCUCUCAAGCCACUUAAUCCCACUGUUUCCAAGACUGUCGAGUCCAGUCAGCCCACCAAAGCCAAAGUCAAGUAUAUGGGCUCAGUCAGUGGUCCCAGUGGACUGUCUGUAAGGCAAGAAUCUAUUGCUGGGUCCAAAGACUCACCAGAACAAAAAGAGAAUAAUGCCAUUUAUUAUGUAUUCAGUCAGAGACUCCUGCAGUUAUGUGAUCAGGUGCCAAAGAUACCUAAAAGGGCCAGUAUGGUACACACCUUGAUUGAAGCAUAUGAUCUACUGGAUCAUGUGACCCUAAUCACUCCGGAGUUUGCCACAAAAGACGAGCUGUUAGCCUUCCACUCCCAGGAGUAUAUUGAGUUCCUAGAGAGGGUCAACUUGGAGGAGGACUCAGAGAAAGAUGAGGAACUCAAACAACAGUUUGGCUUAGGUUAUGACUGCCCAAACCUGCCAUUAGUGUAUGACUUUGUGAGACUGGUUGCGGGUGCAUCUCUCAGCUGUGCCAAAGCUUUAAUUCAACAGAAAUGUAGGAUUGCAAUCAAUUGGAAUGGAGGCUGGCACCAUGCAAGGAGAGAUGAAGCAGCUGGAUUCUGCUAUGUCAAUGAUAUUGUUCUUGCCAUCCUAAAACUCAAGGAGCAUUUCAACCGUGUUCUCUACAUUGAUUUGGAUCUACAUCAUGGUGAUGCUGUAGAUGAUGCGUUUAUCUUCACUCCCAAAGUGAUGACUGUCUCUCUUCACAAACACUCACCAGGGUUCUUUCCAGGUACUGGUAGUUUGAAUCGAGUAGGAGGGGGAAGGGGAAAGUUCUACACUGUCAGCGUUCCUCUCAAAGAUGGUAUCAAAGAUGAACAGUACUCUGAUCUCUUCACAAGGGUUAUGGAGCAAGUACGUGUGAAGUUCCAACCCAGCGUGGUAGUGGUCCAGUGUGGAGCAGAUACACUCUCAUCUGAUCCUAUGCAAUCCUUUAACCUUACCCCCCUAGGGGUGGGGCAGUGUGUGUCCAGGGUACUGUCAUGGAAACUACCAACUCUCCUAUUGGGUGGGGGAGGUUAUAACAUGGCCAAUACUGCUAGAUGCUGGUCCUAUCUAACAGGUCUGGUACUAGGAAAGAAGCUACCGUCAGAAAUACCAGACCAUGAGUUUUUCUUGGAGUAUGGACCUGGUUAUCAACUAGAGGUUUGUCCUGCUCACUAUACAAACUGCAACUCAGUGGAAUACAUGGAGACAAUUGCCAAGGCUAUCACAAAAAAUUUAGAGAAUGUGAGAUGAGUUCGUGGUGAAGCACCAAAUAACCAAAGAUGCUGUGGAAUGGAUGUGCUAUAGAGGAUUUCAGUAUGAAUAUACUGGGUAACUCGUGUAUGGUGGAUGAAUCAGUUUGCUGGAAAUAUGGCGUAUAUCAUGGCAUGUACAACUGUAUGCUGAAUUGCAGAAUGAACCUUUUUUAGCUUUAGGGCAUUGAAUAUUUAGAUGAUGCAACUUCAAGGGCAAAACUUUCUGACUUCAGUGAGAGAAAACCUUCAGGUUUGUUCAGAUAUUAUUCAGCAAGUCUAAGUCGACUGUGUGAAAAGUAUAAGGUUUAACUUUUCCUUGAUGCUGUAACACAUAGCUCUGUGUAAAUGUAUCCUUUGUUUUUACACAGUGAAGAAAAACGUGACUUUUGGACUUAGGUUUCCACUAACUAUGAGGAAAGCAUGAUUAUAUGUUUACUUGGAAGUAAGCAACUAGAUGACCAAUGGACUUUGUUCCUCUUAUUGGGAUUUGAUUCACUGUAUCAAUUUGCCAUGAUUAAAUACUUAAAAUAAUUGCUCAAACGGUCAUAGAAUGGAAUUAAGUCUUAUCCCUACCAUGAACUUGAAAAAUGCUAUUUUUACUCUCAUCCUGUGCAAUUAAUUUAACAAUGUAUUUUAUAUGCACCCAACAAAAAAUUAUGGAGAUGUAGUAUCAUUUCACUUUUACCAAUUAGUUGUGUACGAAUAGAGAGAUAAGGUAACAUGGUUUUUAAAAAGUGUAUUAAAUGUUUUAUUCUCUUUUAAACCCAGUGAUGACAGGCUAGUUUUUUAUCAGAUUUCUUUUAUCCACUUUUCACCUUUCAAUGUAAUUUUAAUUAGAUAAAACAGGUGGAUAAAAUAUUACUUUUAAUCACAAAACGGCUUUUAUAAUUCAAUGUUCGAUAUAGAAAUUGUAUACAUUUCAUUAUUUUUUAAAUGUCACGUUUGAAGAAAUAUUUCAUGUAAUCUGAUUCUGAUCCACAAUAAAGGUUGAACAGUUUUAUAUCAUUAUAUAAUCUCCCUUGAAAGGGGAUAUUUAAGUCAUACAUACAAUUAUUUUGAAUGAUUCUUGCACCUUUGCAUAGUGAACAUUGAUGUGUGAAUGCUACUUAAAUUCAAAGCCCAAAUUACUUUAAUAUCAAUUGAAUGUUCAUAUUUAUUGUGGGCAAAGCAUUGAAAACACAUAAAUUCAUAUAUGUAUUAACACAAGAAAGAAACAUUUGAAGUAAAAACAAAUUCGAAAAUGGUAUUUUCUUUUCACGAUGAUAAUGAAAUCAAUACCGGUGUGUUCGCUCAGUUGGUAGAGCGUCUGUCUCACAACCGGGAGGUCGGGGGUUCAAACCCAGGCGGCGUCA